AUGGAGUCAACCAGCGAUCCCAAGAGUAACCUCAUCAUUGUUUCCAACCGCCUUCCCCUGUUCAUCAAACGAGUAGAAGGAGGGUUUGAAUCAUCACUCUCGAGUGGUGGUCUUGUCACCUCUCUCUCGGGACUAACAAAGUCCACCCAGUUCCAGUGGUUUGGCUGGCCCGGAAUUGAACUCAAAGACCCGGCAGACAGGGAGGAAGUGACCAAGAGCUUGGGAGAGCACAAUGCGAUCCCCAUAUUCCUGGACAAGACAUUGGCGCAGGAACACUAUAAUGGAUUCUCGAACCGUAUCCUCUGGCCGAUUCUCCAUUACCAGUCUGGUGUAAGCUUCGACGAUACACCAUGGCAAGCAUAUAGACGAGUAAAUGAAUUGUUCGCCGAUGCUAUAGCCGACGCAGCAAAAAGUGGAACCCUAAUUUGGGUCCACGACUACCAUCUCAUGUUGUUGCCCGAGCUUCUCCGUAACCGCCUGCAAGAACAGGGUAAAUCCUGCGCCAUUGGGUUCUCCCUCCACACGCCCUUUCCCGCAGGAGACUUCUGGAGAAACCUUCCAGUCCGAAAACACCUUAUCGAAGGUCUGUUGUCAUCCGAUCUGAUUGGUUUCCACACCGACGAGUAUAAGCAGAAUUUCAUCGACACCUGCGCUAGUCUCCUCGGUGCACGCACCGAGAUUGGGAACCAAAUCCAAUAUAAGAACCGCCUAGUCUGUGUAGACAAGUUCAUUGUCGGCAUUGACCCCCAGAAAUUCGCAGAGACCCUGGCGAAGCCAGAAGUCCAGGAACGUAUCUGCAAGUUGAAAGAUAGAUACAAUGGUGUCAAGGUCAUUGUCGGCGUCGACAGACUCGACCACAUUAAAGGUCUCACCCAGAAACUGAAAGGCUUCGACGCUUUCCUAGAUGACCACCCCGAACUCGAAAACAAGGUCAUUCUUAUCCAAGUUGCCGUGCCGAGUCGCGAGGAUGUGAAGGAGUAUCAGGAGCUCGAACGCGAACUAUGUACCCUGGCCGGAAAGAUCAACGGAAAGCAUGCCUCCCCCGAGGGUACUCCGCUGCUUUACAUGCAUCGCUCCGUCCCAUUCACCGAGCUCGCAGCAUUGUAUUCUGUAGCUGAUGUAUGUCUUCUCGCAUCCACACGGGAUGGAAUGAACCUCGUGUCUUUCGAGUACGUUGCCUGCCAGCAUGAGCGCCAUGGUGUGCUCGUCCUCUCUGAGUUCGCCGGCGCGGCGUCGUUCAUGUCCGAAGGUAGUAUUCCAUUCCAUCCAGCCAAUAUCACUGAGAUGUCCGAGGCUAUUUUUGCAGCGAUCAAUUUGAGCCCAGAGGAGCGUAAAAAGAAGUAUGAGCGUCUUCGGGACUUCGUCAACACGAACACGAGCGCAAAAUGGGGUCUGACUUUCACCGACAAGUUGUCCCACCGCUGUAGGAGACCUGGAGAUCCUUGUUGA
This is a messenger RNA of Penicillium canescens, 1449 nucleotides long. Its product is annotated as trehalose-6-phosphate synthase. Lineage: Eukaryota; Fungi; Ascomycota; Eurotiomycetes; Eurotiales; Aspergillaceae. Gene Ontology annotation, molecular function: catalytic activity. Gene Ontology annotation, cellular component: alpha,alpha-trehalose-phosphate synthase complex (UDP-forming); cytosol. The coding region runs from base 1 to 1449 and encodes 482 amino acids. The transcript has 5 exons. The record is from RefSeq and is a predicted model, not a curated record. Gene Ontology annotation, biological process: cellular response to heat; trehalose biosynthetic process.